Messenger RNA from Cricetulus griseus (Chinese hamster), 579 nucleotides. Lineage: Eukaryota; Metazoa; Chordata; Mammalia; Rodentia; Cricetidae. The record is from RefSeq and is a predicted model, not a curated record.
AUGGAGGAGGUCAUCGCAGCGCUGGAAGGGGUCACAUUUGCCUUUGAGCAGGAUGUGGAAUUGCAGAAGGGCACUGGGCUCCUGCCAUUCCAGGGCAUGGACAAGUCCAACUCAGCUGUGUGCAACUUCUUCGCUAAAGGGCUCUGUGAGAAAGGGACGCUGUGCCCGCUUCGGCACGAGAAGGGCGAGAAGAUAGUGGUGUGCAAACAUUGGCUUCGAGGGCUCUGCCGAAAGGGUGACUGCUGCAACUUCCUGCAUCAGUAUGACAUCGACAGGAUGCCUGUGUGCUACUUCCACUCAAAGUUUGGGAACUGCAGCAACAAGGACUGCUCCUUCCUCCACGUGAAGCCAGCUCCCAAUGCCCAGGACUGCCCUUGGUAUGACCGAGGGUUCUGCAAGGAUGGUCCCCUGUGUAAAUACCACCAUGUCCAUCAAGUAAUGUGCCUCAACUACUUCACCGGCUUCUGCCCCAAGGGACCCAAGUGCCAAUUUGGGCACCCCAAGAUGAGCCAGGUACUCCACCCCAGUAAUGUCAAGAAGGCACAUGCCCUGCGUCCUGGGCAUCUGAGCAUAGAGUAG